Messenger RNA from Aspergillus welwitschiae, 944 nucleotides. RefSeq names its product ubiquitin carboxyl-terminal hydrolase. Bases 63 to 788 code for a protein of 241 amino acids. Gene Ontology annotation, cellular component: cytoplasm. Gene Ontology annotation, molecular function: cysteine-type deubiquitinase activity. The record is from RefSeq and is a predicted model, not a curated record. The transcript has 2 exons. Lineage: Eukaryota; Fungi; Ascomycota; Eurotiomycetes; Eurotiales; Aspergillaceae. Gene Ontology annotation, biological process: ubiquitin-dependent protein catabolic process; protein deubiquitination.
CUCGAGAUCCACAUCAAAAUCCCCGUGUCUCCAUCAUCGUCCAUCUACUUAGCUUGUUUAAAAUGGAAGAGAAAACAUGGAAAAUGCUUGAGAACAACCCCGACGUCAUGAACCAACUAGCAGUAAAGCUAGGCCUAUCCCCGGAGCUCCAGUUCUACGACAUCUAUUCCAUAGACGACCCGUCACAACUCACACACAUCCCCCGACCUGCUCUGGCACUCUUAGUCAUUAUCCCACUUACACCAGCCUGGGACCAAAGCCGCAAGGCCGAAGACGCUAACAAAGAAGAACCCUACCCUGGCUCCGGCCGUCCUGACGAGCCAGUCAUCUGGUUCAAGCAGACCAUCGGCCAUGCUUGCGGAUCGAUCGGGCUAUUACAUAGUGUGAUCAACGGUCCGGCUGUCGACUUCAUCACACCUGGGUCCGAUCUUGAGACGAUACGGAACCUCGCUAUACCGCUAGAUAUGGACAAGCGCGCUGAAAUACUGUAUCACAGUGAGGCGUUUGAAGUUGCUCAUAGGUCAGUUGAGCAGUCUGGUGAUAGCGAUGCCAAUCUAAUGGAUGAGCGUGACGGGGGGCAUUUUGUUAGUUUCGUCAAGAGCGGCGGGAAGCUCUGGGAGCUGGAGGGGUCGAGGAAGGGGCCUUUGGAAAGGGGAGAUCUUGCUGAAAAUGAGGAUGUUCUUAGUCCACGAGCGCUUGAUAUGGGCAUCAGGAGGAUCAUCAAACUGAAUGCGGAUGAAGGGGGUAGUCUGCUUUUUAGUUGCAUUGCUCUGGCGCGUAAGGCUUAGGGGAUGGCUGGAUAGGAAAUUGACAUACUUUGCCAGAGGGCUGUUAUCUGCAAUCUUAUUGGUGAUGAAGUCUAGUCUCUGCUCUAUGUGAUGACUAAUAGGCACCUCGGCUGUCGCCGGCUCCACUGGCAAACUCAGCUAGCGCAAGCGAGGACC